AUGCACCCUUCACCGUGUACCCUUCACCCUGCACCCUUCACCCUUCACCCUGCACCCUGUACCCUGCACCCUUCACCCUGCACCCUGUACCCGGUACCCUUCACCCUGCACCCUGUAACCGGCACCCUGCACCCUUCACUCUGUACCCUUCACCCUGUACCCUUCACCCUGCACCCUUUACCCUUCACCCUGCACCCUGUACCUUCACCUGGCACCCUUCACCCUUCACCCUGCACCCUGCACCCUCCACCCUUCACCUUGCACCCUGUAACCGGCACCCUGCACCCUUCACAAUUCACCAUGCAUCCUGUACCCUGCACCCUGCACCCUGUACCCUUCACCCUGCACCCUUCACAAUUCACCAUGCAUCCUGUACCCUGCACCCUGCACCCUGUACCCUUCACCCUGCACCCUGCACCCUGCACCCUUCACCCUGCACCCUGUACCCUUCACCCUGCACCCUUUACCCUUCACCCUGCACCUUGUAGCUUCACCUGGCACCCUGCACCCUGCAUCCUGUACCCUUCAUCCUUCACCCUGCACCCUUCACCCUUCACCAUGCAUCCGGUACCCUGCACCCUGCAACCUGUACCCUUCACCCUGCACCCUUUACUCUUCACCCUGCACCUUGUACCUUCACCUGGCACCCUUCACCCUGCACCCUGCACCCUGUACCCUCCACCCUUCACCCUUCACCCUGCACCUUGUACCCUUCACCCUGCACCCUGUACCUUCACCUGGCACCCUGCACCCUGCACCCUUCACCCUGCACCCUGCACCUUUCACCCUUAA
Molecule: messenger RNA, 792 nt
Organism: Archocentrus centrarchus (flier cichlid)
Lineage: Eukaryota; Metazoa; Chordata; Actinopteri; Cichliformes; Cichlidae
Product: putative proline-rich protein 21
Exons: 1
Coding region: 1-792 (263 amino acids)
Source: RefSeq, a predicted model, not a curated record